This is a messenger RNA of Toxoplasma gondii ME49, 2880 nucleotides long. RefSeq lists its product as hypothetical. The coding region runs from base 1379 to 2809 and encodes 476 amino acids. Lineage: Eukaryota; Apicomplexa; Conoidasida; Eucoccidiorida; Sarcocystidae. The transcript is spliced from 5 exons. The record is from RefSeq and is a predicted model, not a curated record.
CUGCAGAGACUCUCAGGGUCUUGCUGCCGGGCGAAGAAGGAAAAAACUCGUGCGAGACAGCCUCGCGGAGUAUAAGCCGAAUGGCUGUUUGAAGUGUCAAAAAGGAAGCAAAGCGAGUGCAGGUUUCGUAGUCUGCUCUCCCUUCUCACCAGUCCGCCUUCAGGCUUUUUUUUCCAGCAGUCGACGUAGAAAUCAGCUUCCUUUCUCACUUCAUUCCGCCUUCCCGGCCAGGUGUAGGUGAAGCCCCAGCGCCAGCGUAGCUGGUUCACAAGCUGCUGUGCCGUUGCCACAGGUCUUCGCCGAGAAGAGCGAGAAGAUUUGGCGUCCUUGUCUUCUGCGUCUCUCCUCUUUUUGUAGUUAGUCUCCUGCUGCUCUCGACUCUCCCCUCAAGGCCUUUUGCGGCCCUCAGGUCUCCCUUCCUCGCCUCUUUCCAGCAGACCUUCGGAUCCGAGACGGGAGAUAUAAGAGGGAGAGGAGGAAAGAGAUAAAGCGGCAGAGCCAGAAGGGGAGAAAGGAGGAGAGCAGCACGCAGAGAAUGGACGAUAGGAAGCAGCGACAGAGAAGGAGACAAAAAGGCAGAGAAAGCAGGAGGGAACGGCCGAGAGAAAGAAAGAGAGACAGGCAAGGAGAUAGAGGAGGAGAGAACCAGAGAGAGAGAUAGAAGAGAUAUGUGAUAAAGGAGAAGGAGGAGAGGAGGGAGCUGAGAGAUACGUGAGAGGGGCAGGAAGGAGAGGAAAGGAACUAUGCAGAGGAGUGAAAGAGGAAAGACAGAUGGUGGUGAGGACGGGGAUGAAGAAGUUGAGCCAGCGAAGAGAGGUUCACAGCAGAGAACGAGAUGGGGAUUUUCACAUAAUCUCUUCGUCGGGAUCGUGGAAAAGGAAUGACAGUGGAGAGCGCGGUUUUUCUGGUGUGUCUUUCGUUCUGUCUUUUCUCUAUCUCUCCUUUUGCGGGAGCGAUGGUGGUUCGUCCCCUGUGUUCUUUCUCUCGUUUGAGUCUUUUUUUCGUUCUCCACGGCGUCUCUGUUCCCUCUUUGUUUUCCCUUUCUUACUACUUUCCUCUAUUUGAUUUCUCCGUCUGUUCGCCGUCUUCUUCGUGCGCCCGACGCCGUUCUUCUUCACCUCUCUGUCACCUGAGUUUCGUCUCACUCGCCAUCUGCUGUUUGAUUUUUCUCUGAAGAGAGGAAGGCUUUUUCUCUCUCUCACCUUCUUCGUCUUCCUCCAGUGCCAGAUCCUCGUCCCUGUGCGUUGUUUUUUUUGUUUUUUUACCUCUUUGUUGUCGCUUUUUUCGUCGUCUUCGUUCCUCCGUCGUCACACAAACCUCCCCCCUCGCCGUCACGCUUCCCUGCAGAGCCGCGCCAUCUUUCCCGCAUCGUCUUUGUAUGUCUUUGUCUUUCCGGAGGCUUCUGCUUUUCCACCUCGUCAGCCUUGUGUCUUUGUUCUCCUCUCUUUCCUCUCCUCUCUCUCUUUCCUCUCCUCUCUCUUUUUCCUCUCCUUCGUCGCCUCCCUGCCUCUUCUCCCUCGCUUUCUCGUGCUUUCACGCUCGCCUCCGUCUCCUCUGUUCUCCCCGCGUCUUCCGCCCUCCACCUUCUCCGCGUCCUUCCUUUAUAGGAAGAAAGAAGCGCCAGCCUGCGCCCAUGUUCAGUCCCCACCCUCCACGGGGCGAGGGCCUAGGGACCGUCCCCUCUGUGGGGCCCCUGGGCCGCGACGAGGCCGCGCUCCCCGGGGCCCACGGGCCACAGGGAGGCCCCUGGGGGCCAAGUGGCCCGGAGGGGCCCGCACCGUCGGGAUUGGGGGUGCUGGAGGGCCGCGAGGAGACUCGGCGGGAGACCGAGUGGGGCGAGGGUCGGGGCGCCGAAAGAGACUUCGAGGGAUUUGAGGCGCGGAGAGAAGAAGAAGACGUUUUCAGAGACAGAGGCGAGAGGAGCGCGAGCGCGGAGGCGGCCAGAGACGGCCGCCGCGAGGAGAAGAAGCGAAAGGUCGGCAGAGACAAAGCCGAGAGAAAAGAGAAUGUCGCCUGGGUCGUCAGCGUGUACACCGUGGUGCUCCUUCUUCUCUUCCUCGCAUGCGCCGUCGCAGGCGUCUUUGUGGGGAUCAUCGUCACCUCCCCCACCGUCCGCGUCGCCACCUCGGCGCUGCGCCUCGACGGGACAUCGAAUGAGAACGAAGCUGAUGUCUACGGGAGCCCCUCAGUGUGGCACUUCCGCGUAAAUGCUGCGGGAAACUUGGAGAUGGGCGGCAACGUGACGUUUGCUUUGCCUCUUAUCAAUCCCUCCAUCUUCACUCUCGACUUCGCUGUCGAUGACCUGUCUGUCUUCUACUACCCCAUCGGCAAAAGCUUCCAGUGUCUCCUCUACCACGGCGGAAUCAUUGGGGACGAGGAACAGCCUCUGUUCCUACACCGCGAGUUGAUUGCCAAUCCCACGAAUGGAAAUUCUUCGCGCUACAUCAGUCCUCUCUCGUUGAGCGUGAAGCCGACAGACGGGUCGAUCAGCGAGGAGGCGACCUUCCGCAUUCAGACCGCCUUUGGUGUCGAGGUCCCUGCGGCGUCUCUGCCCGAGGUCAAGCCGAUUUUCGAUGACUGUCGCCAGCAUCAGACUCUCAUUUACGCAGUCGAAGUGGGCGCGGCCUACUCGAACUCGCCUCUCACUCGAGUCCAGAUGCCGGGACCGAUCGAGGUCGUGGCUGCGCUAGCCUGCUCGAUCGGCCCUGGCGUUGAGGCGCUGUUCAGCCGAGUCGACCGCGUCUUCAAAUCCGUCAUUCUGGCGAAUCUGGAAAACAAAGAUCUUGUCUUCGACUCCGGUGUACCGUGAAACGCGUGGAAGCCGCUUCAGGUGCACGCUACCUGAUGGUGCCGAAAAACCGCAACUCGCAAUGAUUUCAC